Messenger RNA from Dimorphilus gyrociliatus, 3577 nucleotides. NCBI's taxonomy places the organism in Eukaryota, Metazoa, Annelida, Polychaeta, Dinophilidae. The record is from the annotation of a GenBank genome assembly.
GUACAAUUUUUUCAAUUGGUCAAGUAGUACAUUAUCGAUUAUUAUCCGUAUCGUACAGUUCAGUAAUAUAAACGACAACAACGGUUUUAAAUGGAAAUAUGAGGAAUUUUUGUUACAUCUUCAUUUUAUUACUACCAUUCGCUUUUACAGAUUCCUUAGUUAAAAUUACUAGAUCGGAUAGGAAGAUUUAUUUAAAAGAGGGUGAUCAACUGCAGUUGGUAUGUCAAGUUACGGGUGAUGCGACAGAAAAUCCGAAAUUAAAAUGGUACAACAUGAAUAAGAAGGAGGUCACCAAAACUAAUAAUAAUGAAGAUGCUUUUAUCCUUUCAAUGGCUAAGAACCAGCUGAUUCUUUUUAUAAAAGGACUAGAUAAGCAAGCUGGCAAGUGGUCUUGUAAGGGAACUAUUGCUGGGGUCACACAUUCAGAUGAGAGAAUAAUCGAUAUUUACAAAGGAAUAUCAUUUGAUGGUUGUGACGAAUUUCAAUAUCCGAAAGAAGGUAAAGUUGGGCUUAUUAGAUGUAAAGUAAAAGGAAGCCCUCCCCCAAGUAUAGUUUGGUUUAAAAAUACUGCUAGCCUGAAUACAGCGGGGAAAAAAUAUGCUGAUACUCGUGAUGGAUUGCGCAUCAAUAACUUAGAGAGCCCGGAGGACGAUGGUACCUAUACACUUAUGGCGUCUACAGAUAGAGAGACGAAAACGAAAAUUUUUCGUAUUACUGUCUCUACUCAGCCCAAAAUUACUGAAGGUUUUCAAAACAAUAUGAAAUUGGCACAUAGGAAAAAGAAAACGUUCAUGUGUAAAGCAGAAUCAAGACCUGAUGCUAAAUAUCUCUUUUAUAGAAAAAAAUCCGAAAUAUUUGAACCGAAUUUGGAUCCAAACAAAAUGAGACCUCUAGGCUCAUCUGAUGAUUAUGUUGUUGAUGGAGACAAGGGCUUCAUACAGUUUAAUAGCCCUGUUUUUGAGGAUACAGGUACAUAUCUUUGUGUCGCGAAAAAUCAAGCCGGAUCUGAUUCCUCGUACGGUUUCAUAAGAGUGCACAUGAGACCAGAUUAUGUUGAAGUAAGACAACCAUCUAACGCCAGAGAAAACGCAAAAGCAGAUUUCAGAGUUACGUUUAGAGCCUACCCAUUUCCCGAAGUAAUUUUUCAAAAAAGGCAUAAUCCAAGUGUGAAAUACGAGCUGGGUAAAAGCUAUGAGAAUGGUAGAAUAAAGGUUGAGAAAACGGAUGCAAGAACGGUUACUUUCAAACUGGACAAAGCUUCGUGGAAGGAUUAUGGUAAUUACUCAAUUAUACUGAGAAAUGACGAAGGAAAGGUGGUAAAGAAUGAAACUCUGAAAAUAAGAUUUCAGCCUCAAAUGAUCUCAAAAGAUACAGUGGUCUAUGCGUGGGCUGGGGCUGUAAGAAAUUUAACUUGCGAGGUUAUAUCCUAUCCCGAACCGUCAAUUUUCUGGUAUAGAAAAGACAGGGACAACGAUAACAAACAAAUAAUGAGAAGAUUAGAAAGUAACGAGACACUCGUCUUGUACCCUUUAGAAAAAAAGAUUGGAGGUAGAUAUUUCAGAAAUAUUCAAGUUCGUGUAAGCAUUCAGGUAGAAACUUGGGCAUUCUACGAUCGUUUCUAUUGUGGGGCAUCCAACAAACAUGGGAAAGCUGUAAAUUCUACCGUAAAAUUAGAAAGAGCUGAAAAACCUGGACCGCCGAAGAAUGUAAGAGAGUUGGAGGUUACACCGACGACUGUAACUCUAGCUGUCGAUCCACCUGAUUUUGAUGGCCAUAUACCAUUAACCGGUUACCGGGUUUCUUGGCACAAUAUGCAUUUGGUUUUUAAAUUACCUCGUGCUGAAGAUCAAAAACUUUACAUCGAAAAUCUUAACCCCGCUACAACUUACACCUUCAAAAUUCAAGCUGUUAAUCGUGUUGGCCCUGGAAAUGAUAUUCAAUUAUCCAUUCAAACGCAUACUUCUUCUGCACCGAAACCAAUCGUUAUCCGAGGCGAUAGGAUUAGUGUUGAACCGUACAGUUACGAAGCCAAAUGGAAAAAUCCGCAAACUGGAGGUUCGCCAAUAACUUGGUAUUACUUCCAAUAUAGAGCAGUGGAAAUGGAUGAUGAAAGUAAAAAUGUCAUAAGAGGCCGAACUAACUACAAGGAAAAGAAAGUUAAGGAUAAUAGAUUAAGACCUAUGACUUCUUAUACACUCACCCACCUGCAAGAGAAUACUUUCUAUGAGUUAACGAUUAAAGCUGAAAACAAUAUUGGUAUUAGUAAGAUCAGUGACGAAUUCAUCUUUCAAACAAGAACAGCAAAAGGCUACGUUGGAUCCAAUUCAAAUAAGGCUACUUUACACUCAACCCUCAUUCUCACUGCACUACUACUCUUCAUUUUUAGGGGAAAUUUUUAACCAUAAAACAAAUAUCUUGUACUUUUUUUUUUUUUAUUUUUUUUUAUUUUUUUUUUCCUUUUUCUGUUAAAAAAGCAUGUUUUACUGAAAGAGAAAAAAAAAAUACUGUUGGCUUUUUUCUUUUUUUUUUAAAAAAAAAAGUUGUUUAUAUUGUGCUUUUUAUUGUCACAUUCCAAGCUUUUAGCUUUAUGGUUUAUCUCUUUUUUUAAUCCCAAUACUCUUAGAGAAACUUAAACAGCUAUUAUAUUAUUAUACAAGAAUGAAAUAAUCAAAAAUAUCAGUUGUCAUUCUUUAUAUAAAAUACUGUAUAUAUUUUUAAUAUAAUCGUUUUGUUUUUUUUUAACUUAGUCUUUUCAUUUUGUCUUUUUAUUGAUAAAAUGAAAGGAAAAAUCAAAAACAAAAAAGUCAACAAAAUGGAGGAAAAAUGAAAAAAAAAAAACAAAACAAAAAUUCGGCAGAAAGUACUAAAAGCUCAAGAAAAAAUUAAAAUAUCAUUUGAACAAUCAUUUUAACCUUGUAGAUUAUUUUAAAUAUUAAUAAGUUUUUCUUAUUUUUAAUAAUUUUACUUCUUAUAAAUUAUUUUAUUAAACUUUCUCUUUAUUGUUAUGUGUGACAUUAGGUGAAAAGUCUGUAGUAUUCUAUUUAUUAUGACAUAUAUAUAUAUAUAUAUAUAUAUAUAUAUAUAUAUUAUAUAUACAUUUACAAUUAACGAAAUACAUACUGUAUAUAAGGUAUAUAUACAUAAUAACAAAUUAGUCUUUGAGAUAUUUGUAAACUGAGAAAGUAGAGGAACCUGCAUAUUUGUAUUUAUCCUUAAGAAAACGACAAACCUUUUAAUGUAGUAAAAGUUAAUAUAUUAAUUGUUUGGAAAACCUUUUGUUAACUUGCUAAAAGUUGUUUCGGUCUCCUGUUGUGGAUUGUUAACAGUCAUUUAAACCUUUGAAUACGUCAUCGAGGGUAGUAGAUAGAGUACGUGUACAAUGAUAGAUGAUCAGUUUUCAAAGACAAUUUCCUAAUAUUAAUGUUUUAUUUAAAAAAGAAACGAUUUUGUAAUAAUUUCCAUAAGUGUCUGGUACUAUCUCAUGAUCAUGUUUACAUUUAUUCAAUACAUAUUUAGAAGGAAAAACAUAGAAAUUUUUAAAGAUUUCUACUCUAAUAAAUAUUUCGUUUAAACGAAA